Mesorhabditis belari is the source of this 987-nucleotide messenger RNA. NCBI's taxonomy places the organism in Eukaryota, Metazoa, Nematoda, Chromadorea, Rhabditida, Rhabditidae. The record is from the annotation of a GenBank genome assembly.
AUGGGCCGGUGUGCACUGAUUCUAGUGGUCGUGCCUCUGGCCCUUUCACAACCAAACGGAAAUCUUUAUUCUGAUCUCAAGAAUUAUUUGCCGAAAUAUGAUCGACAUCACGAAUGGAUGAAUUCGGGUAAAUUCCAAGGAGACAUCGAUGUGAAUCCGCGACUUGUCGAGUCAGCGCGUGGUCAAAUCUAUUACAAUGCGCUAAAGAAUCGGCAACUCCGAUGGCCGAAUGGGGCGAUUCCAUACGUGAUGGACACGGCUUUUUUGCCAAAUGAGGCGCGAACGAUCGAAAGAGCUUUCAACUCGUACCAUCGAAGCACUUGUAUUCGAUUUCAGCCACGAGAUCAAGAGACUGACUAUUUGAAUAUUGUUAAAGGAUAUGGCUGUUAUUCCCAAGUUGGUCGAACUGGCGGGAAACAAGAGAUCUCACUUGGACGCGGUUGUCUCUUUCACGAGAUAAUUGUUCACGAAUUGAUGCAUUCUGUCGGCUUUUGGCAUGAGCACUCGAGAGCGGAUCGGGAUGAUCACAUCAGAAUCGUUUGGGAGAACAUUCUACCCGGAAUGAAAUCACAAUUUGACAAAGUAGCCGCUUCACUCCAAGAUCUACAAGGAGAAAAAUACGAUUAUUUGUCAAUAAUGCAUUAUGAUUCGACGGCUUUCUCGAGGAAUGGAAAGAACACAAUUGAAACUGUUGAAGAAGGGUUCACGGAGUUGAUCGGAUCGGCGAAUGACUUGUCGAAGAAUGAUAUCAUUAAGAUCAAUAAACUGUACGAGUGUGAGGCGCCGACGCAAAGUCGAAAAGCGCAGAAAACUGUUGUGAAGCCGCCGAUCCGAGGGAGAAUACGACCGAAAAUUGAUGUGGUUGAGAAUGGGAGUGAAAAGUGCAUCGAUCACUUCGUCGAUUGCCCCCAUUUCUCUCAAUACUGCAAGCGAGCCUCGUUCUUCUUUGUGAUGAAAUCGUAUUGCCCGUUCACUUGUAAUCAUUGU